Acyrthosiphon pisum (pea aphid) is the source of this 412-nucleotide messenger RNA. It is a transcript of the gene RpL37a, whose product is annotated as ribosomal protein L37a. The record is from RefSeq and is marked validated. Gene Ontology annotation, biological process: translation. Gene Ontology annotation, cellular component: ribosome; cytosolic large ribosomal subunit. Gene Ontology annotation, molecular function: RNA binding; structural constituent of ribosome. NCBI's taxonomy places the organism in Eukaryota, Metazoa, Arthropoda, Insecta, Hemiptera, Aphididae.
AGGUUAACUCGUCCAUUUGCCCGACCAGUUGUAGUGGUUGGUUGUUGUUGUCAUUUUGGGAUCACGUCCUCGGAAUAAUGACGAAAGGUACUUCGAGUUUUGGUAAACGUCACAAUAAGACGCACACUCUGUGUCGUCGUUGUGGACGGUCAUCGUAUCACAUACAAAAGUCCAAGUGCGCCCAGUGUGGAUACCCGAGCAAGAAGCUCCGUCAUUACAAUUGGAGCGUCAAAGCUCAACGUAGGAAGACCACCGGAACUGGCCGACUCAGACAUCUGAAGAUUGUUCGCAGGAAAUUUAGGAACGGUUUCCGUGAAGGAACCCAAGCUAAGCCCAGAACUAGACAGAGUUAAUCAUGUUUUCUGUUAAAUUGAAAGACCAUUAAAAAAUAUACAAAUGACUUUGUAAAUAU